Molecule: messenger RNA, 1375 nt
Organism: Chelmon rostratus (copperband butterflyfish)
Lineage: Eukaryota; Metazoa; Chordata; Actinopteri; Chaetodontiformes; Chaetodontidae
Product: myeloid-associated differentiation marker homolog
Exons: 2
Coding region: 138-989 (283 amino acids)
Cellular component (GO): membrane
Source: RefSeq, a predicted model, not a curated record
AAGACGGAUGAAAACCAAAGAGCUAUUCAAGAAAAUAUAUUAAAUCAACACGGAUAGAGGAGACAAGCUGGUGAGAGAUUGUCUAAAUAAACAUUUAUCCAGAACCAGAGUGAACUGACAACAGGAUUACAAUCAUCAUGGUCACACUGGACAUGAAGACACUGACGGCCCCCGUGGGCAUCGUGAGGAUACUGGAGGUGAUCUUCACCUUAAUCACCUUCAGCCUGGUGGCAUCAGUGGGCCACACUACUUUCUCCUUCUGGACGUGGUGUAUGUUCACAUGGUGCUUCUGCUUCUGCGUCACCUUCCUCAUCCUCCUCCUGGAAUUCACCAGCCUCAGCGCUAAGUUGCCCAUCUCCUGGGAUGACUUCACUACCGCUUUUGCCAUGCUGGCUACCCUAAUGGUGCUGGCAACGUCCAUCAUCUAUCCUGUCUUCUUCACGUGCUCUGUCUGCAGCAGACAGAUUGGUGCCACUGUUACUUCCAUUCUGGCCUUCAUCCUGUACGCCGUUGAGGUUGGGCUGACCCGGGCUAAACCUGGUGAAAUUAGUGGAUUCCUGUCCACAGUUCCAGGCCUCCUCAAGGUCCUGGAAGCCUAUGUGGCCUGCAUCAUCUUCAUCUGCUUGGACUGGAACUUCUACUCUCAGUUUCCAGGGCUCCAGUGGUGUGUCGCUGUCUACUCCAUUUGCUUCAUUUUUGCCUUCAUUGUCAUAAUUUUUACCAUCUGCCGCCUUCUGGCUCUCUUCCCCGCAUCUUUUGAUAAAGUGCUGACCGGCUGCAACGUGUUGGCAGUGCUGAUGUACAUGACAGCUGUGGUUAUCUGGCCGUUGUACAGCUUCCAGAACAACCCCAGGCCCAGCAUCUGUGGGCGUUUGUGUUCAUGGAAUAAUUUAGUGGUUAUCGCUUUCUUGACCUGUUUCAACCUUGUUGCCUACAUUGUGGAUACGGUUUAUUCCUUUAGGCUGGUCUUCUUCGUCAGCAGUACGUAGGUUGAAAAUAUGCCUCAUAUUUCACUUGGUGGGAAUGUUUGAAGCUCUCUUGAACUUAAAGACUGUAGGAGAAUUGUAUGUACUGUAAAGCAUCCCUUGUACAACUUCUGUUAAACGUUUUAUUUCGAUGUUGUUUUCUUGAUGACCCCAACACACACUGGUUUGUUGUGGAUUUGAUCUGAAGAAGGAAAACGUAAAUCCCAAUCUCUUUCCCUUUUUCUCCCUCCAUGAUUUUCAUAUGAUCCUUAAGUCUCUUAUUUUGAUACAGCAAUGACAUGAACAUGUCAGUCUCAGUUGCAAACUUAUUUAGUGCAUAUUCUUGUCGAUCUCAGCGUGUGAAAUAUAAAUAAAAUGUGAUAAAUAAAUGUGAGGUUAAUGCACAUGCU